GAGGUGAAUCCCGGCGGCCGCUGUCGGUGGAUGCGUUUUCGGUAGCCGGGAGGAGGGGGACGGGCGCUGUUUCCUCUUCCUUUCCCAUGGCGGGCGGUUGAGGUUUCUUGUCCCCACCCCGGUCGGCGCUUCGGGGCGGCGCAGGCCUCGGCCCGCUGCUUUCUUCCCUCCGCCGUCCCUGGCGCCAUGGCAGACGAGCCCCACGAGAAGUUCUUGGCUCCCGACGAGCCCGGCGCCCUCCUCUCCGCGCCGUCCCGCGCUCCGGGCAGCCUGAGCUUGGGUGACGAAGGCCCCGCUUGCCUGGACGUCAGCGACUUCGGAUGCCACCUCUCGUCCUGCCACCGCACUGACCCCCUGCGCCGCCUCCACGCCCACAGGUGGAACUUGACUUCUUGUGGAACAAGCGUAGCCAGCUCAGAGUGCAGUGAGGAAUUGUUUUCUUCUGUGUCUGUUGGUGACCAGGAUGACUGUUACUCUCUAUUGGAUGAUCAAGAGUUGACAUCAUUUGAUUUGUUCCCCGAGGGUAGUGUCUGCAGUGAUGUCUCUUCUUCUAUUAGCACAUAUUGGGACUGGUCAGACAGUGAAUUUGAAUGGCAGUUGCCUGGCAGUGACAUUGCAAGUGGAAGUGAUGUGCUCUCUGACAUCAUACCUAGCAUCCCAAGCUCUCCUUGCCUGCUUCCAAAAAAGAAAAACAAGCACAGGAAUCUUGAUGAGCUGCCAUGGAGUGCAAUGACUAAUGAUGAACAGGUUGAAUAUAUUGAAUAUCUAAGUCGCAAAGUUAGCACUGAGAUGGGGCUUCGAGAGCAACUGGAUAUUAUUAAAAUUAUUGACCCCACUGCUCAGAUUUCACCUACAGAUAAUGAGUUCAUAAUAGAAUUAAAUUGCCUCACUGAUGAAAAGCUAAAACAGGUCAGAAACUAUAUCAAGGAACACGGGCCUCGGCAGCGGUCUGCCAGAGAAAACUGGAAGCGAAGUGGCUUCAGCUGUGGCAGUGCCAGUGGUGUGAGCGGGGCCAGUGCCAGCAGCAGCAGUGCCAGCAUGGUCAGCUCAGCAAGCAGUAGCAGCUCCAGUGUUGGCAACUCUGGCUCCAACUCCAGCGCCAACAUGAGUCGGGCACACAGCGAUAGCAACUUAUCCACAAGUGCUGCGGAGCGAAUUCGGGACUCAAAAAAACGUUCUAAACAACGCAAGCUGCAGCAAAAGGCUUUGCGGAAGAGGCAACUGAAGGAGCAGAGGCAGGCUCGGAAGGAGAGGCUGAGUGGCUUGUUUCUUAACGAAGAGGUGCUUUCUCUAAAAGUGACGGAGGAGGACCAUGAAGGAGAUGUGGAUGUCUUGAUGUGACAGGGAUAAACUUGUCAGUGUUCUUUCUAAGCCUUAACCAUAUCUUAUUGUUUACAUGCAUACACUUCUACCAAAACUGUGGUUAGAUGUGGGGCUCACUAUCCUGAAUUGUAUGGCGCUCACCCAUAUAUCUUAGAAAUAUUAAUUUUGCAAGUGAUAAGAGAUCACAAAGGUAUCCUUUAAAAAAUAGGGUAGCAUGUUUAACUUCCCGAUACCUUUGCAUGCAAUUACAUUUCUUCCUUAAUUCUUCUCAAAGCAACUAGAGUGGGAGAAGUAUUUUUCAUCAGCGACAAUCUAUUUUCGAUUAUUUGAUACUUGGUGAAAUAGAUAAUGCCUAGAAUUAUUCUCCUUGUCCUGCUGCUGUAGUUAUAUCAAAUCAAUUCUGUGUGACGUAAUUUAGAUUUCCCCAAACUGUCAUUGUAACUUCAUUCCGUUCAAGGCUAUCCUGUUUGAGUGGCCAACCCUCUGAAGCAUAGGUGUCAAAUUCUGGCCCUCCGGGUGUUUGUGGACUAUGGUUCCCAUCAGCCCAUGCCAGCAGGGCCAAUUGGCUAUGCUAGCAGGGGCUGCUGGGAAUUGUAGUCCAUGAACUUCUGGAGGGCCUGAGUUUGACACCUAUGCUCUGAGGCGGUGAAACUGGGGCAAGGGCUGUUAUCAAGUGUCUGGUAAGCCAUAAUGCAUGGCCAACAGUAGGCUGCUUUCAACUUGAUGGAUCACAAAUGAUGCAGGCCUGUGAUGUGGACUUGAUUCAGUGGGAUGCUGGCUGAGGCAAACUCCCACAGCGUCUCGUUUGAAUUGGUGUGCAACUUGUGCAAAGAAGCUGUGCUGCGCAUAUUGCUGUUUUGCAUCCAUAGCCGCCCAAUUCAAGGGAGAUGUGAGAAUGCCAUUUCCCCGUGUCAGUUUUUUUCCCUUUGUCUGGAGUCAGGUUUAAAUCAAGCUUUAUAAAGCAACGGGACAGUCUGCACGAAGUAUUUUUUUCCCCCUGACCACUCAUAUGCCCAUGUCUCUUUACAUGUUCCAAACCUGUAGCAUCAUGUGCCUUAAAUUAGAGACCUCCUGUUUAAAGUGUUAGGAGUGUGGGAGAAAAUUGCAAAGCUGAAAUAAAUUUCAUGUUCUGGCAUACUUCCAUUAGAGUUCACCCUCUGAGCCCAUCCAGCUUUUACGAAGGUAAAUUUUAGCCACCAUCAUUUGGUUAAAUCUGAAUUUCACAGUGAAAAGUGAUAUCUUGACCCUGUGUGUGAGUGCUUUGUGGAUUUAAAAAAGCACACUUUUCUGCUAAGUUUAAUGGCUGCAUUGGUCGACUUAGGUAAUAGGGAUUGAGUUUCUAGCAAUACCACGUAACACUGUAAUGUGUAAACCACUGAAGCAGAUUUAUUUGAAAUAACGCAUUUUCAGUGGAGCUACCUCUAUGUUGCUUAGCUUCCUUAAUCUGUCUUUUAGGCGUGCAUGGUACAUUGAGAAACAUAAAUUAAUUAGACAGUGAAUUUUUAUGUUUAUCUUUUUGAACAUUCUUACCUUUCUUUGCAUUUAAAAUCAGAGUUCAGUUCUUGGGGUAACUUGAGCUUUGACUGGAGUCUUUUCCACUCAGGCAGACACGCCCUGCUAAUGACAGGAGAUGUUGGAUGGAUGCAAAGCAAGAAAUCAGGACUCUGCCUUUUGGAUCCAAUCCAUUUGUUUUGAAGUAUUUCAUUGGUUACAGACAGAGUACUUUGGAGGAAGUGAGAUGCAUCUUUGCAAGCUAAAACUCAGUGUUAAAAUAGGCCAGUGAGCAUCCGAUUUAGGAGAGGCAACCCUAUCUUACAAUUGAACUUGUCACAGCACUUGGCAAUUGCUGUGUGUGUGUGUUUCUUCCUGAGUAGCCUUCGCUCUGAGCACAUUGUAUGUUUUUUAAAGCUGGGUUGUCUGAAUUGAGCAUCCUGAUACCUUGAGCCUAGUUAGUUCUACCAGUUCUAAAAUGAAACAAGCUGCUUUUGGGUGAACAGUUCUCUUAAUGGCAAUAUAUAGUUUUUAAACUCUAUAGUGGAUACUUUUUUAUGCAUAGGAAACCAUGUUAGCCAGUAGAGAGGACCUGCUUGGUAGCUCUCCGUUUGUGUCAUGUUUACCUUGAGCUCUGUACAAGCUACAUAAAUAUUUAAUUUAAACAAUAUAAGGAAACAGUUUGUUUGCAUCCUUGGGAAUGACUUUUCUGACAAGGCUUAGAAGGAGCACUGAAAACCUGCUUGGAAAGAGCCACUGUUCUCUUUAGUCUAAUUACAUAGGAAGAGAUCACAUGACUUGCUUGUUCAUACUUGCAUGUGUGUGUCUGCGUCCAGUUUCCUUUUUGGCUAGAAAUCUUUUGAAACUGAAGUAGAAAAUGUUUUUGUAAAACAGAGUAAAGGCUACAUUCUGGGUAUGUACAGAAUGCUUGCUUAAUAAGUUGGUAGUCCCAACAUUGGAUCUCUUGGUUCACAAUAAAUAUUUUUAUUUUUCUACAUGUCGGUCAAGGAAAAUGUGAAAGGCUUCUCUGGCCAGACACUGCAUAAAAAAUCUGUGUAUAUAUGAGUUUUAAGCCCUUUUAAGGGUGAUGUACAAUACCUGUAGAAACACUUAUAGUAUGUUAGCCAAAUUCCUUAUUAGUGCUGACCUAAAUGACAUUACUGAUCAUACUCUUUUCCCCACCCCCCAUCCAGUUGAUUCAGCAAUAGUUGGUGCAUCAGCCUUUCAAGUAUUCACAUGUUCUGAUUUCUUGAUAAUGAUCCCAAAACUUUCAUGUCCCAUCUUUUAUGGGAUCAGUACUUCUAUACUACUUUGGAUGAUAAUUUGGCAAAUGGGGCAGAAUGUAUGCUAUAGAGGGCCACUAGCAUAACUUCAGGUAAAGUGAAAUCAUGUAAGUUUAUUGCAGUGCAGUAGGAGACUUGAGAUAUGCCGAUGGCUUUUAAAACAUGUUUUGUAAUAUGCUUAAUAGUUGAUUAAUAAUGGCCAGUGAUACGGUAUCCUGAGUAAACACGCUUCAUUACCAAAACAAGAAGGAUGUUGCCUAGCUUUGGAGAAUGCGCUUGAGGGUCUUAAAAUAUAUUUAAAUCUGGACUAUUUCCCAGGAUUUCUGUGAAGAUGUAAUUUUGUGCUGAAAUGCACUUGUGAAUAUAUAUGUAUAUAUACACACAAAAACCUCCCUGUUCAUUGUACAUUCUGUAUCUACUUGCUACAAUGUUUAUAGAAAAUCUUUUCUGUUUCUUGAUCGUUGUGAAGGAUUUAACAGAGGUAUAAAAAACACUGGGGACUGUCUUAUAUGUUUCCCUUAGACUCUUAACUGUAUUUUAAAAUAAUUACAUGAAUAUGGUAAUUUGGGACAGUAUUAAAAAAGAGACAUGCUGAUGAAA
Molecule: messenger RNA, 4697 nt
Organism: Sphaerodactylus townsendi
Lineage: Eukaryota; Metazoa; Chordata; Lepidosauria; Squamata; Sphaerodactylidae
Gene: FAM199X
Product: family with sequence similarity 199, X-linked
Exons: 6
Coding region: 187-1341 (384 amino acids)
Source: RefSeq, a predicted model, not a curated record